AUGUACGCAUCUUACAGAGAGUUUGGUAUUGCUACUGCUAUGGCUAUUCUAGCCUAUGCACGCUUUUCCUCCGCCGUCGCUGCUACUUUUCCCGACUCCUCGACAGCCACGCUUGUCGAACGAGCUGCCUCGACUUCAACUGAAUGGAACACAACACUUGAAAUUGGAAAAAGCAAGUGGCAUAUCGGCGACGCUAUUGCAUCAGACUUCAAAAAGAUGUUCAUGGAGCCAGCAUGUGACGCUACGGGAUGUGAUGCAGGUAGCCCUGGAACUUUCAAAUACUUAACCAAGUCAGGCGGCAUUGCGGCGUUAGGGACGGCUACGAUAACCUUAGAGGGCAACGCUGAUGAAGAUGUUGCCGUUAUUGACAACCUCCUCGACGCCAUAUCGACCGCUCUGAAUGCAAGCAGCCAGUGCACUACGGAAAAGGCUGUUGAUGAGUGCGAGGAUAACGCCAGUAUAGAUAAGGUGGUUUCUCAGUGGAAACGCAUAGGGGUUCCUGCAACUACAUGUGGCACGAGAACUUUCAACGACUGCUAUGUCGUGAACUACAUCCAGGCGACAAUGUACGAUCAGGACAAAAACCAAAAGGCUCAAGUCACUAUGUCAGGCGAAUCCAAAGACCCGCAAGAAGGUUUCGAUUGCAGCUCGUUCCUCGGCAUUAUCUCGGAUGCUCUUGGUCUUCUUGGGCCGUUGGAACUUACUGGAGUCUCAAUAGCCUCGGGAAUCACGAGCGGUCUUUCGGCUUUUUGUGGUUGA
Cryphonectria parasitica EP155 is the source of this 759-nucleotide messenger RNA. RefSeq lists its product as uncharacterized. The coding region runs from base 1 to 759 and encodes 252 amino acids. The record is from RefSeq and is a predicted model, not a curated record. The transcript is spliced from 3 exons. NCBI's taxonomy places the organism in Eukaryota, Fungi, Ascomycota, Sordariomycetes, Diaporthales, Cryphonectriaceae.